AUGGCGGUAGGUAUACUAAAAGAGGAGGACACGAGCUUAGAUGACUUAAAUAGUUCGGCUCGGCCGGAGUGGUACCACGGCCUCACAAAAAACCAGCCUGAAACAACCACAGCGUUGUGUUUCGCCGUACAUCUGACCUGUUUAACGCCUGCUGGUCGUCAACGAGCGUACGGAUUACCUGAUGGUAAGCAAUUGGCGCCGCCCAUGUGCAUCCACAACACCAAAGGAGUUACGUUUUGGGGAUAUCAAGAGACUGUGAUUGUUUCACGCCGGUUUUUUGUGAGGCCGCGGUAUCAAUCCAGUCGAGCCGACCCAUUUGUGCCCAAGUAUGAGUGCCAAGAUGUGGCAGUGGUGGUGAAGUGUGAGAGAGCAAAGCUUCUGCACGAAUGGGUUGACUCGACCGGAGGCACCAUGGCCAUCAUGACCAUGGUUUCAUAG
Molecule: messenger RNA, 438 nt
Organism: Spodoptera exigua (beet armyworm)
Lineage: Eukaryota; Metazoa; Arthropoda; Insecta; Lepidoptera; Noctuidae
Source: the annotation of a GenBank genome assembly